Molecule: messenger RNA, 299 nt
Organism: Baudoinia panamericana UAMH 10762
Lineage: Eukaryota; Fungi; Ascomycota; Dothideomycetes; Mycosphaerellales; Teratosphaeriaceae
Exons: 1
Coding region: 50-232 (60 amino acids)
Source: RefSeq, a predicted model, not a curated record
UGCGGUUGAUAGACAUGUUGCCAACAACAGCCGCUAUGGAGCCUGCUGUAUGUCAAGCACGACCAUAGUCUCGACGAGGCUGCGUGUCCAUCAUGCUGAUCACGAACAUAUGAGUGAGGUGGACUUUACCUCAUCUGACAUGCGAGUAGCCGGUAGUACGGACACGGUCCUGCGUAGUCUGCUAGGCCUCAGCCGGAGCAGUGGAAUUGUCAGGAGCAACCACUUGAGCUAAGCGCUAUACCCGAUAUUUCUCGAACGAGGCAGGAAGACGGUCUGUACGGCGCUCAACCAAUGGCAAG